Aspergillus affinis is the source of this 618-nucleotide messenger RNA. RefSeq lists its product as uncharacterized. Lineage: Eukaryota; Fungi; Ascomycota; Eurotiomycetes; Eurotiales; Aspergillaceae. The record is from RefSeq and is a predicted model, not a curated record. Gene Ontology annotation, molecular function: protein dimerization activity. Bases 1 to 618 code for a protein of 205 amino acids. The transcript has 2 exons.
AUGCUCCAGGCUCUCGCUGUAGCGAAGAAAAAGCUAAAUAAAUACUAUUCCGCGACCGACAAUGAGCCAUAUGGUAUAGUAUAUGCGAUUGUAACUAUCCUCUGUCUAUCAAAGAAGCUACGCUACUUUAAUAACAAGGAUUGGAGGGGAGAAAAUGAGAAGGGGGAAAAUGUUGAUUUUAUGAAAAUCUACCGGGAUGCCCUACAAAAAGAGUUUGAGCGGUAUCGACAGAACGUUUUUGAAUUAGUAGAACCUACAGAUGCACAGGUGUCUAAAGAGACGGCUGAAGAAGAAGAGCUUGCGAUAUUAUGUGAUUUACAGACUCCUCUAUUACCCGAUGUGGACCAGCCAGAUAAUGAGAUUACGCGAUAUCUUGCAAAGGGGCUCGCGAAAGGCAACCCUCGGUUAUACUGGAAAGAGCAUAAACAUGAGUUCCCAGUUCUAGCGAGGAUAGCGAAAGAUAUUUUCUCUAUUCCUGCUAACGGUACUGGUAUCGAGCGACUCUUUAACUGUACUCGUGAUAUCUGUUACUAUCGCCGUGGGCACCUUAAACCAGAUACAAUCAAAGGCCUGAUGCUUCAUCUUUUCUCCUCGAAGUUUGAGCUAGAACAUAGCUAA